Closterium sp. NIES-65 is the source of this 1329-nucleotide messenger RNA. Lineage: Eukaryota; Viridiplantae; Streptophyta; Zygnematophyceae; Desmidiales; Closteriaceae. The record is from the annotation of a GenBank genome assembly.
AUGCACGCGCUAGACCUUGGCAUCUUCAUGCACAUCGUGUCAUGCAUUCGAGUCAUGUACAAGGACGACACGAAAGUGCUGAAGACUCUUGACAAGGCACUGCAGGAUCUGGGUGAUGCAACCCGCAUCUCGGGAUUCCGUAUUCCAAAGCGGGAUAAAGGCGGCUAUUUUGCCGGUUCUGCGAAGUUCCAGGCUUUCGAGCACCGCGCCGUGAUGCAGGUCGCAACCAUCGUGCUUGCCGGUAUUGUGGAUCAGAAGAUUGUCGAUGCAGUCGCAGCAUUUGUGGACUGCUACAUGCUGACAUGCCGAAGAUGUCCCUACUACUCUAUCCUUCACCCUCAUCUCUCAAACCAUACCUCUCCAUCCCUCUCUGUUGAUCCCUCCUCCACCCUCUCAUCCCAUCCUGCUUCGCCCUCUCCCUUUUUCUCACUCCCUACUUGCCUAUCUCUUCUCUCCACGCCUACCUCCAUGCAGCUCCCACUUCCUCCCUGGCAACUUCUCCCAGCCCAGCCCAUCAUCCUCCCUCUCCUCACCCACUGCAGCUCCCUCCUCACUCGCUAUUCCUCGACACCGCUCCCCCCUCCCGUGCUACUCCUCCCUGCAGCUCCCCCCUUCCUUGCUAUUCCACCCUGCAGCUCUCCCCUUCCUUGCUACUCCUCCCUGCAGCUCAACCCUUCCUUGCUAUUCCACCCUGCAGCUCUCCCCUUCCUUGCUACUCCUCCCUGUAGCUCCCCCCUUCCUUGCUACUCCUCCCUGCAUCUCCCCCCUUCCUUGCUACUCCUCCCUGCAGCUCCCCCCUUCCUUGCUACUCCUCCCUGCAGCUCCCCCAUUCCUUGCUACUCCUCCCUGCAGCUCCCCCCUUCCUUGCUAUUCCACCCUGCAGCUCUCCCCUUCCUUGCUACUCCUCCCUGCAGCUCCCCCCUUCCUCGCUACUCCUCCCUGCAGCUCCCCCCUUCCUUGCCACUCCUCCCUGCAGCUCCCCCCUUCCUUGCUACUCCUCCCUGCAGCUCCCCCCUUCCUUGCUACUCCUCCCUGCAGCUCUCCCCUUCCUUGCUACUCCUCCCUGCAGCUCCCCCCUUCCUUGCUACUCCUCCCUGCAGCUCCCCCCUUCCUUGCUACUCCUCCCUGCAGCUCCCCCCUUCCUUGCUACUCCUCCCUGCAGCUCCCCCCUUCCUUGCUACUCCUCCCUGCAGCUCCCCCCUUCCUUGCUACUCCUCCCUGCAGCUCCCCCCUCCCUUGCUAUUCCUCCCUGCAGCUCCAUCCGCCUUCACACUGGUGCCCUGUUUCGCUCCCUAUCUUGAAUCUGUUUGUUGUUUGCACACAGGCUAA